AUGGGCUCGGACAAGUGCUCGCCGGUCGAUGACGCCUUAAUCGACUCGCCACGCCGUAUCCCGCUGACCGAGAGCGCCAGACGCGCCCAACGGAAGCUGCAGCUGGCCUGCCUGUGCUCCGUCGUCUUCAUGUGCGCCGAGGUCGUCGGGGGAUCCAUCGCCGGCAGUCUGGCCAUCAUGACGGACGCCGCGCACUUGCUGUCGGACGUGGCCGGCUUCUGCAUCUCGCUGUUCGCGAUCUGGAUGAGCACGUUACCAGCUUCCAACAGUUUGAGCUUCGGUUUCCAACGAGCUGAUGUGAUCGGCGCAGUGGUCAGCGUGCUGUGGGUGCUGACGGGCAUGUUGCUGUACGCCGCUGUGAAACGAUUCAUCGAGUGUCUGGAGCCCCAUCCGAAGGAGCACGUCGACGGGAAGCUCAUGUUCAUCGUGGCCUGCAUCGGCCUGCUUGUGAACAUCGUCCUGAUGCAGAUCUCGGGCCACGGACACUCACACGGAGGAGGAGGCCAUAGCCACUCGCACGGGGAGAAAACCCAGGGUCACUCGCAUGGAGGACGUUCGCACGGUGAAGGCAAUCACCAUGGCCAUUCGCAUGGAAUUGAUGCUAAACAUGGCCACUCGCAUGGUCCUGAAGAAUGCAGUGGCGAGGAAGGGCGCCGCCACCACCACAAGAACUUGGAGAACCUCAACAUUCGCUCGGCCUACAUCCACGCACUGGGCGACUUCAUUCAGAGUCUGGGUGUCUGCGUCGCCGGUGGCCUCAUCUGGUUCAAGCCCGAGUGGCAGAUCGCCGAUCCGAUUGCCACCUUCGUCUUCUCCAUCCUUGUGGUGGGGACGACCGUCGGCAUUAUCCGUGAUAGCAUCCACAUGCUGAUGGAGGGCACCCCUCUCGACAUCGACACCAAGGAUAUCGAGGAAGAGCUGCAAAACUGCCCGUCUGUUGUGGGCGUACACGACUUGCACAUUUGGUCGCUAAGUGCCGGGUUGCCGUCGCUGAGUGUGCACUUGGUGUCAGGUGAUCCAGAGACAGCACUCCGCGGCGCCCAGCGCUUUCUGUUGUCCAAGGGGAUCACUCACUCUACCAUCCAGAUCGAGACUCCCUUCGCAAUAUACCCGCGCGACUGCGCCGCCGAUCUCAAGUGCGGCCAGGUGUCGCCACCGCGCGAGGAAUACGUAGUCGACUAA
Messenger RNA from Phytophthora sojae, 1182 nucleotides. RefSeq lists its product as hypothetical. The record is from RefSeq and is a predicted model, not a curated record. Lineage: Eukaryota; Oomycota; Peronosporomycetes; Peronosporales; Peronosporaceae. The transcript has 2 exons. Gene Ontology annotation, molecular function: zinc ion transmembrane transporter activity. Gene Ontology annotation, biological process: zinc ion transmembrane transport. Gene Ontology annotation, cellular component: plasma membrane. Bases 1 to 1182 code for a protein of 393 amino acids.